AUGGUCUUCAAAGACCUAGAAAUUUAUGCAAAGAAUUGCAAAUACUUCAAGAUGCUAACAGAACAUUAGAGCUAUAUUCAUACAUAUAAUUUGCCAACUCAUUAGAAUAGGCAACAUCUGAAGAACUGGGAAAAGUAGAAACUUAAUUAAUUAUCUAGCACAUAUUUCCGUCGCUCACAGCAAGCCACUCAAACGUAAAGAGCCAGAAACUUAAAAUUUGAGUUUUAAAAGAAAUUCUUCUAGAAUUUGCAAUUCCUUGAAUACUUCUCAUGAAUUUGAAGAUCAUUAUAUAAAAAAAAAAGAAAAUCAAGAUAUUAUGAUAAUUUAAU
Molecule: messenger RNA, 329 nt
Organism: Paramecium sonneborni
Lineage: Eukaryota; Ciliophora; Oligohymenophorea; Peniculida; Parameciidae
Source: the annotation of a GenBank genome assembly